Messenger RNA from Penicillium concentricum, 378 nucleotides. RefSeq lists its product as uncharacterized. NCBI's taxonomy places the organism in Eukaryota, Fungi, Ascomycota, Eurotiomycetes, Eurotiales, Aspergillaceae. The transcript has a single exon. The record is from RefSeq and is a predicted model, not a curated record. Gene Ontology annotation, molecular function: protein binding. The coding region runs from base 1 to 378 and encodes 125 amino acids.
AUGUGUAUCCAGCACGCUCUAGUGGUGGCAAUUCGGGGCGGACACACCGAAAUCGUGGUGGUCUUGCUAGACUUCGGUGUACAGGCCAACUUCUACUACGAUAAACGCGUUCGGUGCUGGUAUAAGAUUGACUUCUCGCCCCUCUUCACUGCGGUGCAAUUCUGGAAUCUGGAGCUAGUAGAUUUGCCACUUAAGCGUGGUGCUGAUCCAGAGCGGUAUUUCCCUUCACCGUUAUAUCGCGCUGUGGAGGACGGUCGACGGAAUAUUAUCACCAUAUUACUCAAAUACGGCGUGGGGUGGCACGCAGCAAAGACAUUGAAGCUAGCUGUACUAAGAAAGGAUGAAUCUAUGGCGAGAUUCUUCUUAAUGGAGGAUUAG